This is a messenger RNA of Magallana angulata, 1636 nucleotides long. Its product is annotated as multiple epidermal growth factor-like domains protein 6. Bases 37 to 1530 code for a protein of 497 amino acids. The record is from RefSeq and is a predicted model, not a curated record. The transcript has 9 exons. Gene Ontology annotation, molecular function: scavenger receptor activity. Lineage: Eukaryota; Metazoa; Mollusca; Bivalvia; Ostreida; Ostreidae.
CGUUUUGCAGUGGGUUGUUAGUGAUUCACCAAAGCUAUGAAUUGUAUCUCAAUUCUUCUAUGUCUGGCUCAUUUGUCUGUGACUCAUGCCUAUAGUUGUAGUUAUACUGGCUUCUACGGGACGUAUUGUAACAUUUCCUGUCCUAUCAACUGUAUAGACAACACAUGCCAGUCAGGAAAUGGGAACUGCUAUACGUGUAAGACAGGUCGCUAUGGGAGUCGCUGCGACAAUUAUUGCCCAAACCACUGUUACGGGAAUACCUGUCACAGAGGGGAUGGCACGUGUUCGACAUGUAAAUCUGGCUUCUAUGGGAGUAAAUGUGGGGUAACCUGCCCAACCAACUGCAAAAACAACGAUUGUGACAUGGGGGACGGGACCUGUUUGUCGUGUGAUCCUGGCUUUUAUGGGAGUCAGUGUAAAAUAUAUUGUCCAACUAACUGCAAAGACAGCGAUUGUGACCAAGAACAUGGCACCUGUUCUUCGUGUAAACCUGGCUUCUAUAAAAAUCAUUGCGAUACUCCAUGUCCCACUAACUGUAAAGACAACAGCUGUCACCCUCAACAUGGAACAUGUACUAAAUGCAAACCUGGAUGGACGGGAACAUAUUGCCAAAAAAAAUGUGUAGAUGGCUGGUUCGGUGAGGAAUGUAAUCACCAAUGUUCAGGACAUUGUCGGGACAACAUUAUCUGUAACUACGUGACCGGUCACUGUGAACGAGGCUGCUCUCUUGGUUGGACAGGAUACAGAUGUGAGAAAGAAUGCGAGGACGGUACCUUUGGUUAUGAAUGUAUCAACAAGUGCAGCGGCCAUUGUUUGGAUGAUUCCCCAUGUAACAAAACGACUGGUGAUUGUGAUGGAGGGUGCAUUCCAGGGUACAUUAAUAGUGACUGCGGCACAGAGUGUUCAACCGGAUAUUUUGGAAUGAACUGUAGCGAGAAUUGUAGCGGCCAUUGUGUUAACAAUGAAUCAUGUGACCACGUCACUGGGAUGUGUUUUAAUGGUUGUCAGGACGGGUACAUUGGAGCACUUUGUGAUAACAUAUGCAAAAAAGGAUAUUACGGCAAAAACUGUUCUCUUGUUUGUUCUCCUAAUUGUAAGACGUGUCGACACACGGACGGAUUGUGUUCUUGCAAGGCAGGAUGGAUGGGUCCAAAUUGUACUACAGAGUGUGUUUGGUCGUUCGGAGAGAAUUGCCAGUAUCCAUGUGGUGGAUACUGUAUCGAUCAGAGAUGUGACAGAUUCAACGGCAGCUGUCUGUAUGGAAACUGUACACUAGGUACUCAACAGAAUGACGAUUCGAAACAUAUAACACCAGUAACCAUAGUUUUUAUUGUUGGACUCUCGGCCUCAGUCAUUGUAAACAUUGUUGCCAUUGGUUCCUUUCUGUUAGAAUUGAGGAUCCAUUCAAAGUAUAUGGAAAACAGAAACUGUCAAUGUUGUGACUCUGCUGGUUCAACCUGCACAUCGAAGAACGAAUCACUACAGAAAGUCUACUCUACACUAACAUUUGUCUUUUGUCAAGUCUUUUGAAAAAAAAAUUCAGCGGUAUCAGUGUUUACUUGCAUUGCACUUUUGUUGUUUUAACUAUUUAUAUUUUUGUUAUAAAAUUUAAAAAAAAAAUGAACAUUGUUAUUUA